ACUUGACACCGAUUUCCGACCCUUUCCGUGCGGUGGGCGCCGGAUGCGUGCCAGCCUGACAGCUCAGUCUCCUUCAACGACCAAGCGCCGGCCCCUCCUCAUGCCGCGGUGGAUUGCGGCGAAAAGUCAACUUUCCAGGCUGGACUGUGCAGAGGAAGCGCUGACCCUUCCGCCCUCCUACCCCCCAGCCACCAAAUUUCCCCCAACUCCCUAAUUCAGGGUCCCGCCUUCCCCUUCCGUCCCAGUAAGGCCCGCCCUGUAACGUCACGGUGCCCUGCGUUGAUUGGCUAGCUGCGCCAUCGCUCCUGAGACUUCCUUCUGGGCCGCCGCCGCCGACUUAAACUUUGAAGGGGGAAAAAAAUAGAGCCACCCGCGCUGUGCGACCCUCCCUUGCCCCCGACCCGCCCCGCCUUCGGAUCCCGCCAUCCUCGAGUCUCUCAACCUGACAGAUUUCUCUCUCAAAUGCCUGGGUUCUUACCACCACCGCGCGAGAGCUCUCGGAUCUAGGUCCCAGGUUCCUCGGUGAGCUCUGGGCGGCAGGUCGGGGUCUGGCCCCAAUGGCCGCCGCCCCCUCCCAUCCCGCCGGACUCCCCUGCUCUCCGGGGCCCGGGUCUCCUCCGCCCCCCGGUGGCACGGAUCUCCAGUCUCUGCCACCUCUGCUGCCUCAGAUCCCGGCUCCGGGAUCGGGGGUCUCCUUCCACAUCCAGAUCGGAUUAACACGAGAGUUCGUGCUGUUGCCGGCAGCUUCGGAGUUGGCUCAUGUGAAGCAACUAGCCUGUUCUAUCGUGGACCAGAAGUUCCCAGAGUGUGGCUUCUACGGCCUGUACGACAAGAUCCUGCUCUUCAAACAUGACCCAACAUCAGCCAACCUCCUGCAGCUGGUGCGAUCAGCUGCAGAUAUCCAGGAGGGCGACUUGGUGGAGGUGGUUCUGUCGGCCUCAGCCACCUUCGAGGAUUUCCAGAUCCGUCCGCAUGCUCUCACUGUGCACUCGUACCGCGCACCAGCCUUCUGCGACCACUGUGGGGAGAUGCUGUUUGGCCUUGUGCGCCAGGGCCUCAAGUGCGAUGGCUGCGGACUCAAUUACCACAAACGCUGCGCCUUCAGCAUCCCAAACAACUGCAGUGGCGCUCGCAAGCGCAGACUGUCGUCCACGUCUCUGGCCAGUGGCCAUUCUGUGCGUCUCGGCAGCUCCGAGUCCCUACCCUGCACCGCCGAAGAGCUGAGCCGUAGCACCACCGACCUCCUUCCUCGCCGACCACCCUCGUCGUCGUCCUCCUCCUCUUCCUCUUCCUUCUACACAGGCCGACCCAUUGAGCUGGACAAGAUGCUGAUGUCCAAGGUCAAGGUGCCACACACCUUCCUUAUACAUAGCUACACACGGCCCACCGUUUGCCAGGCUUGCAAGAAACUGCUCAAGGGUCUCUUCCGCCAGGGCCUGCAGUGCAAAGACUGCAAGUUUAACUGUCACAAACGCUGUGCUACCCGCGUCCCUAAUGACUGCCUGGGGGAGGCGCUCAUCAAUGGAGAUGUGCCCAUGGAGGAAGCCGCCGAUUACAGUGAGGCUGAUAAGAGCUCCCUCUCAGAUGAGUUGGAGGACUCUGGUGUCAUCCCAGGCUCCCAUGCAGAGAAUGCUCUCCAUGCCAGCGAGGAAGAGGAAGGCGAGGGAGGCAAGGCCCAGAGCUCGCUGGGCUACAUCCCCCUGAUGCGUGUGGUACAGUCUGUGCGACACACGACCCGGAAAUCCAGCACCACCCUGCGGGAGGGCUGGGUGGUCCAUUACAGCAACAAGGACACACUGAGGAAGCGGCACUACUGGCGCCUAGACUGCAAAUGCAUUACCCUCUUCCAGAACAACACGACCAACAGAUACUACAAGGAGAUCCCGCUGUCUGAAAUCCUCGCAGUGGAGCCGGCUCAGAACUUCAGCCUCGUACCUCCGGGCACCAACCCACACUGCUUUGAGAUCAUCACCGCCAAUGUCACCUACUUUGUGGGCGAGACACCUGGCGGGGCCCCAGGAGGGCCGAGCGGGCAGGGAACAGAGGCCGCCCGGGGUUGGGAGACAGCCAUCCGCCAGGCACUGAUGCCUGUUAUCCUCCAAGAUGCACCCAGUGCCCCAGGCCACACACCACACAGACAAGCUUCUCUGAGCAUCUCUGUGUCCAACAGUCAGAUCCAAGAGAACGUGGACAUCGCCACUGUCUACCAGAUCUUCCCCGAUGAGGUGCUGGGCUCUGGGCAGUUUGGAGUGGUCUAUGGAGGAAAACACAGGAAGACUGGCAGAGAUGUUGCAGUAAAGGUCAUUGACAAACUGCGCUUCCCCACCAAGCAGGAGAGCCAGCUCAGGAAUGAAGUGGCCAUCCUCCAGAGUCUGCGGCACCCUGGGAUUGUGAACCUCGAGUGCAUGUUUGAGACCCCUGAGAAGGUAUUCGUGGUGAUGGAGAAACUGCAUGGGGACAUGUUGGAGAUGAUCCUCUCCAGUGAGAAGGGCCGGCUUCCUGAACGCCUCACCAAGUUCCUUAUCACGCAGAUUCUGGUGGCACUGAGACACCUGCACUUCAAGAACAUCGUCCACUGUGACUUGAAACCAGAGAAUGUGUUACUGGCAUCAGCCGAUCCGUUUCCUCAGGUGAAGCUAUGUGACUUUGGCUUCGCUCGCAUCAUCGGUGAGAAGUCCUUCCGGCGCUCAGUGGUGGGCACGCCCGCCUACCUGGCACCUGAGGUACUGCUCAACCAGGGUUACAACCGCUCGCUGGACAUGUGGUCCGUGGGUGUGAUCAUGUACGUGAGCCUCAGUGGCACAUUUCCCUUCAAUGAGGACGAGGACAUCAAUGACCAGAUACAGAACGCAGCCUUUAUGUACCCGGCCAGCCCCUGGAGCCACAUCUCAUCUGGAGCCAUCGACCUCAUCAACAACCUGUUGCAGGUGAAGAUGCGCAAGCGCUACAGCGUGGACAAGUCUCUCAGCCACCCAUGGUUACAGGAGUACCAGACAUGGCUUGACCUCCGAGAGCUAGAGGGAAAGAUGGGCGAGCGAUAUAUCACCCAUGAGAGCGACGACGCACGCUGGGAUCAGUUUGUAUCAGAGCGCCAUGGGACGCCUGCAGAAGGGGACCUGGGUGGAGCCUGUCUGCCACAGGACCAUGAGAUGCAGGGGCUGGCUGAGCGGAUCAGCAUCCUCUGAGGCCAGUGUUCCCCGCUGGGCUGCUUGCUUUCUUUGGAGUCCUGCACAUCAUCCUAAAAGUGAACUGUUCUAGAGGAAGCAGCUUUCUGCACAGACUGAAUGAGACAUUAUGCAGGAGGGCCAGGGCUCUCUCUCUUUCCCGUCACUGAAAUAGACUGUUCCCAGGGCCAUGAUUUUAGUCUCUGAUGCCCCAACCUUGGAGUGAUAAGGCUGGAGAGUUGGUUCUGUGGGUAAAGGCGCUUGCCACCAAGCCUAACAACUUGAGUUUGAUUCCUGGGCUGAACCUGUUUGGAGAAUUGACUGCCGUUUGCCCCCUGACCACCACAUGUACACACACAAACACAGACAAUAAAUGUAUUUUCUUUUUUAACAAAAA
This is a messenger RNA of Rattus rattus (black rat), 3561 nucleotides long. RefSeq names its product protein kinase D2 (gene Prkd2). Gene Ontology annotation, biological process: protein phosphorylation. The transcript has 19 exons. Lineage: Eukaryota; Metazoa; Chordata; Mammalia; Rodentia; Muridae. The record is from RefSeq and is a predicted model, not a curated record. Gene Ontology annotation, molecular function: ATP binding; protein serine/threonine kinase activity. The coding region runs from base 558 to 3185 and encodes 875 amino acids.